Molecule: messenger RNA, 1185 nt
Organism: Danio rerio (zebrafish)
Lineage: Eukaryota; Metazoa; Chordata; Actinopteri; Cypriniformes; Danionidae
Source: RefSeq, a predicted model, not a curated record
CCGGGGUUCAGUAUAGUUUAACUACCUGCUGAACGACGGAAACAUCUCGUGUUUGUUUUGCCGAUGUCGCUCAGGCUAAUAGUAGCGAAAGUCGGUAAACAGUGAGUUUAAACUUCUGGACUCGAGGUGAUGGGCUCACUGAUGCUGGUCUGGACUCUGUCUGCCGCAGUUAUUCUGAUGCCUGUGUUUCUUGAUGGAGCAAUAUCGAUACACUUUAAGACUGGACAACUUCUCAAUGUUGCUCUUGGGCAAACUCUUGUUUUGGAGGCCGUAUUUGAGAAAGGUCCAGACGACAAGAUUGACAUGGUGACUUGGGAUCGUGAAAGCAAAGGUGUAAACGUCAGACUAUCCGGGACUCAAGGAGGCCGAAUAUCUCUGGAGAAAGGAGAUGCGCUUCUGCGGAUCACUAAUGUCUCUGAGGAAGACUUUGGUGUCUAUAAAGUCACAGUUACUGACAGCAAUGGAUAUCAGCAGUAUGACACCAUAGAAGUCCGGAAGAUAGAGAAACCUGCGAGGGUGUUGGCCAAACGGGUGCUGGAAUGUGUUUUGGAAAAACACGACAUGAUGCAGUGGGACACCCCCCAGUUCUCGUGGAUGAUUGAUGGCAUUACAGUAACCAAUGAAACCACCCUGAUAGCCAAUGGUAGUAGACUUGAUAUCUCAGAGGUCAAGGGUGUGAAUUACACCUGCGUCAUUAAGAGCAGCCUAGGAACGGUGAUGACGCAUUAUGAAAUACCAAAAGAAUCAGAAUCUCAGGUCGGCUGUUGUAAAGGACUGAUUGCAGUUAUUGUUGCAGUAGCAGUAGCAGCAGUGGUGAUCGUGAUUGGAAACUUGGGGCGACAAAAAAUGCAGAAGCAGAAGAAAGAAUGACAUGUCACUGUCCCACUCUGAAAAAGACAAGUAAAAGAUUAAAGCAAUCUUUUCAGCAGUGGAGUGGAUGUCAAGGUUCCUGCUAGCUUGAUAAUCUUUGACUUGAAAACUUUUGGCCACCUUUCCAAGAGUCUGGAAGCCGUUUCUGACCCGAACAGGAGUGUAAAGUCCUGGAGAAUCUGAGAAAUCAGUAGAAAACAUUUCAUUACUAUAAAAUAUUACAAGCUAAAUGUGAUGUUCACUAUUUCACCACAUCUGUGAAACUAACAUUUCAAUUAAAUUUUUUUAUAUUAAUAAAUAAAAUAUAUUUAAAAA